This is a messenger RNA of Perognathus longimembris pacificus (Pacific pocket mouse), 2119 nucleotides long. Its product is annotated as zinc finger protein with KRAB and SCAN domains 3-like. The transcript is spliced from 6 exons. Gene Ontology annotation, molecular function: RNA polymerase II cis-regulatory region sequence-specific DNA binding; DNA-binding transcription factor activity, RNA polymerase II-specific. Lineage: Eukaryota; Metazoa; Chordata; Mammalia; Rodentia; Heteromyidae. Gene Ontology annotation, biological process: regulation of transcription by RNA polymerase II. The record is from RefSeq and is a predicted model, not a curated record. The coding region runs from base 246 to 1823 and encodes 525 amino acids.
GUUCCAGACUCCCUGGGAGAAGCGCGGCAGGCCGCGCCCGAAGCCUGGCCAGGAAUCCCGGGAGUCCCGGGGUCGUUUCCGCGUUUCUGGGGCCGCCACUCAGUUGCUGGUGGGACUCAUGGGUCACAUAGGCGAACCUUGAACAUGGGAGCGGUUGUAUUUUUGUCCUUCCUGGCGACCAGAGACCUGUUGCCGACAUACAGUGUGCCACUAUAGUGACCCCCCCAAUACUGCUUUCACUGAAGAUGGCUAGAGAGUCGAGGGCCAGCACAGCCCUGGACAACCAAACUACAGAGGAUCACAUGGGACUGCAGAUCAUAAAGGUGGAGGACAAAGGGGCCUCCUUUGCAAAGAAGGUCCACUUGCCAGGCAGCGGUGCCCAGGGUCUUGAGCAUUGUCGCCAGCGUUUCCGUGCUUUCUGCUACCUCGAGACUGCAGGCCCUGCACAGGUGCUGAGCCAGCUGCGGGAGCUCUGCAGGCAGUGGCUGCGGCCGGACCUGCGCAGCAAGGAGCAGAUCCUGGAGCUGCUGGUGCUGGAGCAAUUUCUCACUAUCCUGCCGGGGGACCUGCAGGGCUGGGUGCGGGAGCAGCGCCCAGAGAGUGGGGCAGAGGUGGUGGUGCUGCUGGAGUAUUUGGAGAGGCAGCUGGAUGAGCCCAUGCCGCAGGUCCCAGAUGGUGAUAAAGAGCAAGAACUGCUCUGUUCCAAAGUGGUCCCAUUUGCAACUGCCCAGGGCUCACAAAAUAGCCAGUUGCAGCCUAUGAACCCUCUAAUUAAGCAUGAAUCUUUGGAAUCCCAACCCUUACAAGACAGAGUUUUCCACGAAGCCUGUGGAGAAGAACCAAUGAUCUCUGCCAGACUCACUCCAGAGUCCCAGGGAUUGGUGAAAAUGGAAGAUGCCAUGACCCUGUCCCCUGCAUGGAUUCACCAGGAUUCAUCUCAGAUGAACCCCUACAGAGAUGAAAGGCAGAAUUGUGGCAGCCAGGUCUCCCUGGGUCAGGAAAUGCAGGUAAAGACCAGUGAUGUGACUGCAUGUGAAAAACCUUCAGAAGAAGAGCCUGGACCCCUGCGUGAGGACAUUGCCCAGAUUCCCGUAUGGGAGCAGGAGAGCAUUUUACAAAGAACACAGAAAAGUGCCACAGGGAAUAGGCAGCACAUUUGCUAUGAAUGUGGAAAGAGUUUUGCUCAGAGUUCAGGCCUGCAUAAGCACAAGAGCGUCCACACUGGAGAAAAACGCUACCAGUGUAAGGAGUGCAGAAAAGCCUUCAGUAAGAGCUCUGUCCUCAUCACUCAUCAGCGAGUUCACACUGGUGAGAAGCCGUAUAAGUGUAAAGAAUGCGGCAAGGCCUUCAGUCAUCGCUCAGACUUUAUCAAACACUGGAGGACCCACACUGGGGAGAAGCCCUAUGAGUGUGACAACUGUGGGAAAACCUUCAGUCGGAGUUGUAACCUCCUUGAGCAUCACAGAAUUCACACUGGUGAGAAGCCGUACUCGUGUGUCAUGUGUGGCAAAGACUUCAGGCGUAGUUCACAUCUCCGGAGACAUCAGAGGAUCCAUACUGGGGCUAAAAAUGUUCGAGAGCCUGGCCGGGCAGAUCAGGAUAGAAUGCAAAGCCAGGCAGUUAAUAUUGCAAAUCCUGCGUCUUAUAAAUGCAAUGUGUGUGAGAGAAGUUUCUCUCAGAAUACAGACCUCAUUGAACAUCAGAAAAUCCACACUGGUGAGAAACCCUACCAGUAUGACACAUGUGGAAAAGGGUUUACUCGAACUUGUAAGCUGGAUUAUCACCAGAGAAGCCACCUAGGGAAAGGACUUCUGUCACAGUGACCUGUGCAAUACAUGAAAAGAAGUAGAAACAGACAUUUCAGAGACAUAGAUGUUGCCCAUUUUUGCUCAAUGAUUAUUCACUUUCUCACUCAUUCUGCAUAGCAAAUUGCACAAAACCUAUCCCUGCUAAGUUCACACUUCCCUUAGGAAAGUGAAUUCCCACCAAAUAUUUAAAACAAGUAUUACUUUUGGUCUCAAACUCUCAAUAUUAGUGUGCAGUAAUGGUCUUCAAUUAUUCUACUCUAAAAAUCAUGUGUGGGGCUGGGCAUGUUGCUCAGUAUAUUGCCUAUCAAACC